This is a messenger RNA of Protopterus annectens (West African lungfish), 3762 nucleotides long. Its product is annotated as tudor domain-containing protein 5-like. The record is from RefSeq and is a predicted model, not a curated record. The coding region runs from base 4 to 1296 and encodes 430 amino acids. Lineage: Eukaryota; Metazoa; Chordata; Ceratodontiformes; Protopteridae. The transcript is spliced from 7 exons.
AAAAUGUGGAGAGCCGAUGCUGUUAUUCGAUUCCAGAUACUCUGUGGAGUUAAUCCUUUGGUAGGACUGGUUGGAGAAUAUGUCGAUGGAGUCCUUAACCUGUUCCUUUGUGACACUUCUACAGAUAAAGACAUGUAUCUUCAUGAAGUUCUACAGAAAGAAGGCCAUGCUCUUAUAUGUGAAACAAAUGACUAUGUAAAGAGCUUGUUUCUGUUCAGUCCUGCCAAAUUAUACUUGAAGCCUGCAUUAAAGCCCUCCAAUUUUCCUACUGCCAAGCAAGAUACUGGUUGUGAGGAUUGCAUAAAAAAGGAAAAUGAACAAAGCAAAGAUGCUACAGAAAUACAGAUAGAAAAGAAUGAAAAGCAUUUGGAAAUGCCGUAUCUGGAACCCAUCCCUUUGGAAGAGGUGUGGGAUGAAAGCUGGAUUAGCCAGUCAUCUAGAGAUAAAAAUGCCAAUGGUCCUACCAACCUUGUAAAAAUCAACAGCAGUUCAUCCGCAACGGACAUACAAGAAACAAAUCUCAAACAAAGAAUGGAACUUGAACAGCAGAUGACAUACAGCAGACUUCCGUCAGCAUCACAGCUACACAAGUCUUCCCAGAACUGCAGUGAUAGCUGGGACAGUUACUGGUCAGACUGUAAAGAAGUCAGAAUACAUGAAUUUUUCAAUGCAGGCGCUGAUUCAUUCAGAGCCGAAACAACAAAGAAGAUGAGCAACAACACUUUGUAUACGUCUUCACCACUUCAUUCAACCACAGAGUUUACUGAUGUUGAAGGUAGCAGUUCUUUGGGCUCUGUAGAAGAAACUACAGAGAGAGAUCUCUCUCUGUCUUUCCAGGAACUUGGGAUUUCAAGGCCUGCAUUAGAGCUCAGAGAACAGAAGACUGCAUUGUUGAAGAAAUCUACAGGGAAGAGUACCAAUGACCAAGAGAGAUGUGAGAUCACAAGUAAUACAGUAGAGGAUUUUUACAUCUCACUCAUCGAUCAGUCUCAGCAGUCAUCAGUUAAAAGUGUACCAACCUUGCAGAAUCUGUCUCUUGAAAGACCCCAGCAGCCUGCUGCUGCGGUAACCUGUCCAUCUGAGUACACAAAAGAUCACCACUUGAUCACAGAAAAGGAGAGAGAGAGGUCAUCAUCCAUUACCCUUCAGACCCACUGUAGCUCUGCCCAGGGAGGCACAGGGCUUCUAAAUGUUCCACGCAGCUCCACUAAGGUGGCUUUGGGUCCUUCUGCACGUAUGGCCAUGGGUACUGGACUUCUGAACUGGACACCGUGGUUCAAAAAGACCAACAUGUAAAUAAAGAUUUACGUAGUCUGUAGACGAGCAUUGAGAAUGAUACUGCCCAUUUUCUCUGUAUUGGACAAUGGAGUACUGAUACUGAUAUAGUGGAGGCAAAUUAUGCUAUUUUGUAAUACUACACAAUGAAUAUCCUUUGAGUCAAUCAUUGUCAAACUAUAUUCUGUCAAGGGAUGUUACAGCUAACCCCAGCUGAGUGAAAGCAGUCUUGUUGAAUGAAGACUACAUUGUUGUUUGGGAUAAAAACAUUAUAUACUAAUGUGCAAAGCAAAGUAAUGCAACAUUAUAUUAAUUUAUUCAUCUAAGGUAUUGUGUGUUGCCUAUUAGGACAUUUCCAAUGCUGUAUCACCCUUGCAAUCCAAGAGUGUUUUUUGCAACAAGGGAAUUGAACUUUUCCAUGAUAUCCGAGUUGAUUGUGCAAAGUAGAGGGUUGUAUAAAACAGAGUCCUCUGUAUGCAUGUAAAUGGGGCUGCAUUGUUACAGGGAACACUUUAUUUUGGAAGCAGCCUUUGCUCAACAAGACUAGAUUCAUUCAGUAUGGUUAAUCAACAUUUGAAACGAUGUUUGAUAAAUUACAUUGCAAUGUAUCCUUCGUGAACCAUCUUUAUGUUCACCAUCCAUGCAGUAUUUUGUGUUCCUUCUUUGAAGAUGGCUGUGAAGGGUAAAUUAGUAUUAAUUUGCAGUACUGUGUUAUCAGAAAACAGGUACUUCCACCAGAACAUCUUCUAUACUUCAUUUUUUUUUUCUUAGAGUGUGCUGUACAUGUUUAAUUGACAAACAAGUGUUAUGGGAAAUGCCCAGAAACUGAAAAGCACUCACAAAAAAAUUAGUUUAAGUCUAGCAUAGACACGACUUAAAGUAUUACCCGUCAAAGCCAGUAGAUAAAAGGUAGUGUGUGUACAGUAUUUCAGCAACAGUAGUUUUUAUUUGUCCUUACUAGUUUUGAAUCAUACAUUUUGAAAUGUGUUCUGCUCCUUUAUAAGUAACAGAGUUUAAAAUAUGUUAUUUUCUUUUUAAGACAAAAAAUAUUUGAAGUGUUUCUUGUGUAGUUCUUCCAGGCUGGAAAUUUCAGACAUUGUGUAAAUGCAUGUAUGUUUGUGUUUUGUGUGUGCGUGUGUGUGUGUAAGAAACACAAAUACAGGCACAUACACACCUGUCAUCAGAAACAACCCCCCCCCACACUUUCUUUAAAUAAAGACCACAGUAUCACUUAAAUGUAGUGCUCCAGUCAUAGGUUGUAGAUUUUUUGUUUUUCUUUAUACUACCGUUUUAUUAUAUGGUUUGAGAAAUGAAAAUAUAAUACCGUUUUAUUUUAUUAUGUCAUAUGUUUUGCUUUUGGAAGGUAGUGAAAGUUGGUCUUAAUAGGCAGCCAUAUAGUUUUUGUAUUGCUUCUUGUGACCAGUAGCAGAUUUUGUGUGAGCAAUGUUCUCAGCCUCUGAUAGUUAGGACUACAUUCCAUUAAUCUCUUCAUGUUAACACAGACACAGCAAUAAUGUUUCAAUUCAUCUUAGCAGGCCUGUGGAUGUUACCCUUUUAUAUACAAUGAUAAAAAAGAGACAUUAGCUUAGAAAUAUUUGACAGCAUUAGGGAAUUGUCCUGUUAUUAGUGCAGCAGAAAAUAUGCAUUUUUAACUACUGAAUACUAGAAUUCAACAGUCACACACUUAUUACACUAGUUAGUAUUUUGUUGGAAACCCCCAAAAAAUACUGUUGCUUCAUUCAUAUUUUGAGUUGCUAAUUGUAUGUGGGACUUCUGCUGCUGUUGCGAUCUGUUGAGAGACUUAUUUGCUUAGGAGUAAUGGUAACACUCAUUCACCAUCUGGACCUGCUUUGGAGGGAUCUGUUUUGAAUUCUGCCUAACGUAAAUAAAUAAUAGCAGCAAAGUUCUAUCCUGUUUGUUGACUUUCUAGACUUCUGAGCCUUAUGUAUACACUGUACACUUGCUUGGUUGCUAGCUUUAUGUGGAAGAUAUUAUGAAAAUGUCAUAUCUUUUAUUAAUAGUGUGACAAGUACUAACAUAUGGUGUUAUCACUCAAAAUGUGUUCCUUAGUAAAUCUUUUUCAAAUCUAGAAAGAAAUGUAUUUGUACCAAGGGUCUGCAUUCAGUAUUCUGACGGCAUGGGCAGUAAGAGAGUUAACAUGCUUACUUCUGCAUUACUUUUCUUGGAACAUUAAGGGAUUUAUUCACAUAUUGGUUUGAAAAUUUGAAAACUGUUACUGGAGUGGAAAAAGCCACCAUAUGAACCACAAUGCAUUAUGACACAUCAAUGUCAUACCAUCUGUGUGAAAAAAAAUGUGCAUUUUAAGUACAAUUGCUGUCCCCAAAACAAAUGUUUAAGGAAAGUAUUGUUCACUCUGGUAGAUUUGUUUGAAUAAAUUUAAGUAACUGCAAAAUGAGCAGUGUUAAAAACAUUUUUUUAUGUAUAACAAGAUGGUCUGGAGUGACAUAAGCCAAAAUAAAGAUAUUU